Sander lucioperca (pikeperch) is the source of this 2582-nucleotide messenger RNA. RefSeq names its product endothelin receptor type Bb (gene ednrbb). Gene Ontology annotation, cellular component: membrane. NCBI's taxonomy places the organism in Eukaryota, Metazoa, Chordata, Actinopteri, Perciformes, Percidae. Bases 582 to 1796 code for a protein of 404 amino acids. Gene Ontology annotation, molecular function: endothelin receptor activity. The transcript is spliced from 7 exons. The record is from RefSeq and is a predicted model, not a curated record. Gene Ontology annotation, biological process: vasoconstriction; regulation of blood pressure; G protein-coupled receptor signaling pathway.
UGAAAGUUUUAUGUCACACAAGUUAGCGGCCAACUUUUUAGAGCGAGAGUGGAAAACAACUGCAACAUAAUAUCCCUACUGAAGCCUAUAAAAUGAUCUCACUCUGUGAUAACAGACAAUACACUUCAACGCCAUCCUUUUCAUUGAGGAUGAUGCGUCAAGUAAUUACAGUCACUGCUGACAGAUCGAUGACUAACGCUGACAACAAUACCUUAGUCUAUAAAACCCUGAUUUCCCUCUGCUGUGUUCUGACAUUUAUAGCAGGCGCUGCAACAUAGUAGUAUAGCAGUCCUUUGUGUUGAACGUACAGCCUAUUUUGUAGGUAUUAUAGAGACUCAUUUCAUACAGAGUCUGUGUGUGCACAUCUAAAGGUAAGCUGGCACAAUUCAGUGUAUCAUAUUGUAUCAGUGCUGUUUAUUUAUUGUUGCCUUUUGAUCAGUGAAUUAAAUAAAUCCUUUACCUCACCCAAAUGAUUUGAUGCAAAUCUCAAGGCUGAAAUGCUGUGCUAAUUAUUUUCACUCUCAUUUUCACUCCAGUGCUGGCGAAAAACAUUUCAGGGCCUUUUGAGAAAAUCAUCAAAAAUGUGGACCGUUGCUCUCGUUCUUUGUUUGGGAAAUAUUCUCAUCACAGGAGAGGCCAGUGAUCAGCAUUCAGAACCGUUCUCUGUAAUUGAACUCUCUGAAACCGCCUCCCCUGGUCUUUUAAUACUGGAAAAACAGAAAUCCAACAGCUCAAUUCAUCCACCUCACGUAGCAGGACCAAAAACCCCACACCCUCCUAUGUGCUUGGAGUCAGCUGGAAUCAGAGAUGCCUUCAAAUAUGUCCAUACUGUGGUGUCUGUUGUUGUUUUUGUUGUUGGAAUAGUGGGCAAUUCAGCCUUACUGAAAAUCAUAUAUGUAAACAAAUGCAUGAGAAGUGGACCAAACAUUCUCAUUGCGAGUCUUGCUUUGGGGGAUCUAAUCCACAUUGUGAUAGACAUUCCAAUCAACGCAUACAGGCUCAUGGCAGAAGAUUGGCCAUUUGGCUUGGUGCUGUGCAAACUUGUCCCCUUCAUACAGAAAACCACAGUUGGAAUUACUGUGUUGAGCUUAUGUGCUUUAAGUGUUGACAGAUACCGAGCUGUAGUAUCCUGGAAUCGAAUCAAAGGCAUCGGGGUUCCAGUUUGGACAGCAAUCGAAAUAACUCUGAUAUGGGUUAUUUCAAUCCUGUUGGCUGUCCCUGAAGUUGUCGGCUUUGAUAUGAUAACAAUGGACUAUAAAGACAAGCAUCUGAGAAUUUGUCUGCUUCAUCCCAUGCAAAGCACACCGUUCAUGCAGUUUUAUAAAUCAGUAAAGGACUGGUGGCUCUUUGGCUUCUACUUUUGCAUGCCACUGGCUUGGACUGCCGUCUUCUACACACUCAUGACCAGGAAAAUGCUAAGGAAUACCGACAAUACAAUAAGCGACCACACCAAGCAGAGACGAGAAGUUGCGAAAACCGUCUUCUGCCUGGUGAUUGUGUUUGCACUUUGUUGGUUGCCUCUAUACCUAAGUAGAAUCUUGAAAUUAACCAUUUACGAUGAGACGGAUCCUGAUAGGUGUCAACUACUGAGUGUCUUUCUUGUCAUGGACUAUUUUGGCAUUAAUAUGGCAUCACUCAACUCGUGCAUCAACCCUAUUGCAUUGUACACAGUCAGCAAGAGAUUUAAAGGAUGUUUCAAGGCAUGUCUGUGCAGUCGGUGUCUACCUCUUCAAGCUGUUCCCCAUGACGAGGCACAGUCUGUUUUAAAGUCCAGAACGCAGGAUCAAGCCUCAUAGCAGAGCUGCAACUUCAAAGCUCACAAGCAGACUUCCACACCUCUAUCUGAGCAGGAGAACACCAUAUAUAUAUAUAUAUAUAUAUAUAUAUAUAUAUAUAUAUAUGGCUAUCAAAGCAGCUACCAAAACAUUGGUAGCUCAGUAACCUUGACAUGCCACCUAAUACUAUAAAAUACUUCAAUUACAUGCAGCACUAUCUUUUGUACUGUUGUUGUCAGUUGAACAUCUGCUUUAGUAUGAGCAACCUGGAGUCAGACUGUUCUGACUAUUUGCCUCCAGGGCUUGACUCACUCCCAACCAUUACAUCAGAUUUUACCUAGCACCUAUCCUGUAUCAUGCAUGCAGUUCUCAAAUCACUGUUUUGGGCACGAUGUUAACCUGGCACCCAUCAACAGAAAUCUUGUCACGGCUUACCGCCUGCAUAUGUAUUAUUUUGAUUCGGUUUCUGGAUUCUGGAAAGACACUGUGCCAUACGAAAUCAAGCAAAUUGGAAUUCAAAAUUACUACGGUGUGUUUUAUGGGCUACGGUGUAUUAUUAGCACAUGCAUGUGUUUUUUUUAUCUAUGUUGAGUUUCCCCAUACACAAAGAGUUUAUAGUGUUCCUUUUUGUUCUUGAACCUUGAGAAACAUAUCAAAUUGGUGCCACAAGUAGAUUCUGUCUCCGCCACUGAAUGACUGAUUGAUGGUGGCCUAUUUUUAAUGCAUUGUUAAAUGUGUAAUGCAUGGAGACACUUUAUAAAAGACCUGAGAGUGGGGAAGAAGGAAAACGAAGAUGACAGAAUGAGG